AACUGAAUCGGUAUUGGACCGCAAGUUGCUGAGGUGACAGACCCUGACAUCAAUAACAACUGAUUCCAAUUAAAAAUGAAAUCAACUCGCUUAAAAGUAAGACCAUUUUUAUAAAAUCUUCUAUCAACUCUAUAGUAUAGUCAUGUGAAUGUGUGCGACAACAACAAAAGAAAAAACUUAAUUUAAAAAAAACAACAACUGUCUUUUGAGUCUUGACAACAUUACAAACAAGUGACAUACUAUGUCUACUGUACAGGCCCAACUCCUAGGCCACACUUACCAGACUGAACUCUGUGAUGGCCCCCUGGCGCCCCUGGGCAUGCUCCGGCUCCAGCGCCCCUCCUAAAUAUUUUCUCGAUUCAUUUCAGUUGUGCUUGUGGUGCCUCAGUAGAUUUUUUUAAAACCAAACCAGUGUAGCCCCCACAGUCACACCUUCAUGAUUUUGUUCCUGGCAAAAUAGUCCAUCCUCAAAAAUCAUGUUAAAGUGAAAAUCAUUUUAUUGCCCAACAGCAUUUUACAUAUUGAAUGAUAUUGAUGCAGAACAAAAAUUAAAACAAAACUUUAAAAGGAGCUUUAUUGUUUUCCAAAGAAAUGUUAUUUAAGGUUACUCAUUGAUUGUUCAUGACAUAAAAAAUCUCUUGUUCUUUCUGCUAAUUUCUGAGUUGUAAUCUCAGGUUUUCAAUGCCUACUUACUUAUCAUCACAGAAUGAAUGAACAUUUCCUAGUAGAGUUCUAUUUUUUUCCUUGAUGUACAGUUUAGGAAAAGCGUGCUAAAUACAGUUAGUCGGAGUUGAGUUAGAGUUGAGAUGUAGUAGCGUGAGAGCUGUGUGAUUAGACAGUUGACAGUUUAGUGUGAGGACGUGUCUUUCUUAAUGAUGGAAUACUAUAGAUAUAUAUGUGAAAUUACAUUCAUGCAAGGAUUAUAUAUUAAUAUUAUCAAUAUAAAGUGUGUUCAAUAAAGUACUGUAAGUUUAACCAGGAUUCAGUAUUCUUAUUUGCGUGCCCGGAUUAUAAGUGGAAGAAUGAAGAAGCCUUAGUCGGCAUCCUGAAAUAUCAACAUAACAUAAGUAACCAUACUACUGACAUAACCCACAGCAUAAGAAAUAAGCUCCCACGCCAUGUCAGAGUAGGUGUGUUACUAGUCAUGAACAUUAAUUAAAUAGGAGUUAUAACUUUCUUAGAGAGCACAGACAGAUAAUUUUAAUUUUAUUUGAUGAAACUUGAUAAUUUUUUAUGAUUUACAAAACAAGGCACAACAUUCACUUAUUUUUUCCCUAUGAGAUCUUACUUACCUUUGUGUAUAUAUUAUUUUUAUAUAUUUAUAAUUAAUUUUUAAAAAAUAUUUAUAUAUAUAUAUAUUUAUAUAUGUAGACUUUAUUUAAGUACUAUUUGUAUUUGUGUUUAGUUCAAUGGAAAUAUGACAAAGCCAAGAGAAAAAGUGCUUGGGCUUGUACCUUUGGAAAUGAGUGAAGCAUUUCAUGAGAAAACAAAGCAGGAAUUGAACAGAUUAAGAGGGAAUGUGGAAAAGAGUUUAAAAGAUGAAAUAAAAAGGUAUUUAUAUUUAUGUGGUUUUUUUUGCCUUUAAGUGUACACUAUACUUACACAUCCAUGUUUUAUUUUAGGGGGAGGGUGGGGUGAUUUUAAUUCCCAUUUUAAAAGAUGAAAGAAGAAAAAGUACAGGUAUUGUUAUUUAUUGGAAGUAUAAAUAAUGUUUGCACUAAUCUAUAUAUUUAUUUAUUUGGCCGGGGGAGGGGGGGGUAUACCUUGGUUAUAUCCAGCUUUGAAAAUUGUUUUAAUGGAGAUAAACUCUUUCUGAAAUAAUGCAAACAAAUAGUUAUUUAAUAAAAAAAACCAGAACAUGCAUUUUUAGGAAUUUUCUACUAGUAUAUGUUAAACUAAAUCCAAGAAAGAAAAACUAAACUGUUAAUAAUAACAUUUUCAAUAGACUGAUAUAAUGAAACCAUUGCUCAAAUUCUGUGCUGUGAACUUAUUUUGUCAGAGUUUAACAGUCUUAUGGAUAUCUACUAGUACACAGAGCUGCACAAAAAUAAUGGCUUAGUUGUUAACAUGACAUUUGAUAUUUUUUUCAAUAUUAUCAUCAUUUAUCUCAUUAUCACCACAUAUAAUUACAUACAUGGUAAAAAAUGGCAUAUAGAUGCUUCAGCUGCUAAUAAACCUCCAGAAAGAUAAAAUUUAACAAAAAAAUUAUUUAGUGAGGCAUAUAAUUUCUUAAACAUUACCACUAAUACAAAACAUUUUCUGUUUUUACAAUAUGUCUGCUCUUUAUACACGUCAAUUCUGCAUGCUGAUGGCCUUCAGGCUUUGAGAUUUUUUCCCCCAAAAAACAGACCACAUCCUUCAAUUCAUGCUGACACCCUUGUCUGACUGGCCGAACUGGUACUUGCCAUCAACUCUUUUGAAUUUAAUGGAAAUUUUUUAAAAACCAAAUUACUGGUUUGGCAAUGGUCACAGAAGUGGGCCCUAGUUAUUGUGUGUGUGUAUCCUGUCUUUUUAUGGGUCGCUUUGAAUACAUGGUAGACAAGGCAUAUACAGGCUGUAUACCAGAAGUUUACAAAAGAUACAAAAAGUAAAUUCCAACAAUUAUUUGAUUUUCUAAACUCAAUUCAACCAUCUAUUAAAUUUACUUCACAAAUCUCUGAGAGUUCUGUAAACUUUCUCAACAUUACCUUAUCGGAUUAUUCACAUCUGACUAUUAUAAACCUACUAACAGCUAAAGUUACAUAUUUUAUUCAUCUACUCACCCCAAUUCAUGAAAAAACUCCACUAAGUUGCCUCUGCUAGUUAGGUGAAGACUUUUUAAUAGGGCAAAUGAAAUGGACUUGUGCUCUAGAUAUUUUACUGAGACUAUCCUUGUUUUGGCACUCAAUCGUGUCCAAUGUGAUGAGGUUUUCAUAACGUUUUUAAACAAAAAUUAAGUUUGAACUAAACUCAUUCUUACCUACCACCAUCACAAUGUACUUGCCAAAAACAUAUUUGAAUAUUCGUGUACUCCUUGCUGAUCCUGAUAAUGACAGGGUAUUCUUAACCCCUCCUUGCUGACCCUGAUAAUGACAGGGAAUACUUAACCCCUCCUUGCGGAUCCUGAUAAUGACAAGGUAUUCUUAACACCUCCUUGUUGACCCAGUUAAUGACAGGGUAUACUUAACACCUCCUUGUUGACCCUGAUAAUGACAGGGUAUACUUAAUCCCUCCACUUAUUGUCUUCAGAAAGGAUAAAAAUCUAUUUGACCUUCUGGUUCACAAUCAUCUUCAAGCUGACUCUUCUCAGCUUGGGACUAUACCAUGUUAAAGAAGCUUUUGUUGGAUUUGCCCCUCAUUACUGGAAACUGAACACAUUGGCUUCCGUAAAGGGACUUAUACCACCACAUUUAUACCACCACAGAGGGCUUCACCUGUAUCAGUCAAAAUUUGAUCUAUGUGAUUGUUUGCCACAGAUGCCGCUCCUAUUACCUAGGUGAGAUGGGAAGAAGGCUAUCUGAUAGGUUCAGUGAACAUCUUUGUGAUAUAUUGAACAAAACAAGCUAUAACAGGUCUCAUCAGAUGUAUCCAUCCCUGCUCUAUUUUCUUGCACUAAUACACCAUCAUUGGGUGCUGGGUGGCCGAGUGGUCUAAAACUGAGCAAAUCUCAAGUUGGUGGUCUGGAGUUCAAUUCCAGCUAGAGCAAAAACACCACCAGCACCCCGGGUAGAUGGGACUCGUUAACCUUGGACGGCAACUCAUCUAAGAGAAGGAAACUCUGAAAUCAAACCCAGAGAUGGAGUCCCGAAAGGCGGAUAACAUUGAUACAAUGAAACAUUCCGACAACUCCUGCGACGACUCUGGUGCUAAGCUGUAUCAUCCAAUGAUGUUCCCUUGGGUUACCCAGCAGCGUGGAGAGAGGCGAUUUGCUGUUGGGAUACAGCUUAUAAUCCUUAAAGUAUAAUAAUCCCAGGCUAUGUGGAUUUCGUCCUACGAGGCCCACUCCAUCGUGACGGACGGAUGCCAGCAAUACACCAUCAAGAGUAAAUAUGGUAAUGAAAACAAUUAAUUCAGAAUUUCAGCACAAUGUCCCCGUAUGGAAUCAAAUACUCUCAUAUUAGUGAACCUCAAUUUCCUUACAUUUCUAUUCUCAUUUUUUGUUGUUCAAAAUAUUUAACUUUACAUUAAUAAUAUUAAAAUUAUUUCACGUUGAUAGUUUGCACAGCAGAAUCAUGUGGAACGCACUUUUUGGUUUUUAACAACUUUUCCUCCAUCUCCAACCAAGUGUUUCAGUUUCCUAACAAAUACUUUGAGAACUUCAUUUUGAUCAGAAUCUUUGAACGCACAAGUUUUAAAUUUCUAUUUACUUGUUGUGUCAUGUUUUGUCUUGUCUGCGAAGAUGCUUUCAAACAAAACAUUCUUGUAACAUUCCUGCGUUUUCAAGUUUUGUUUCAAGCCCAAACAUAUCUUAUUCUGCUAUUCAUUUAUUAGUGAGACAACGUGCACACAUAAAAUAAAAAUGACGGUGCAGCACCCAAGCACAAACUGCUCAUCUCCAUAUUCAGUCCCAUGGUUUUUUUCUGACUUAACCAGUCCAUGCUAAAUAAGCUCUUGUGUUUUCUUCUCAGCAUGCUGGAUGAUGAGCUGCACACAGAUCUCUUGCUGACGAAUGGAACAGAUGUAGUGCAUGCCCAUAAAUGCAUUCUUCAAAUAAGG
Molecule: messenger RNA, 4695 nt
Organism: Lymnaea stagnalis (great pond snail)
Lineage: Eukaryota; Metazoa; Mollusca; Gastropoda; Lymnaeidae
Source: the annotation of a GenBank genome assembly